Pisolithus orientalis is the source of this 417-nucleotide messenger RNA. RefSeq lists its product as uncharacterized. The transcript is spliced from 3 exons. The record is from RefSeq and is a predicted model, not a curated record. Lineage: Eukaryota; Fungi; Basidiomycota; Agaricomycetes; Boletales; Pisolithaceae. The coding region runs from base 1 to 417 and encodes 138 amino acids.
AUGCCCACAGUUGAGCGUCACCUGGGUGGCAAAGGACUGCCCCAUAAGCCUCAUGAUGGCAGGUUUUCUUCCUGCAACAGUCCCUCUAGCAGUGCCGAGGUCAAAGUGGAGACAACUGGUGUCUUAGCUGAGAUGUAUGGAAUAUUGGAGUCAUCCACUCACACAGUUUUCAAUCUGCAGCAUGAAUCAAAGAGUCAGCUGAAUCACAAGGCACUUCUCCUUCUUGAUGUAGCAUGCACACAAUGCAAAGUCUUUCAUGCAGAACAAGCUCUGGCCACAUGCAUCACCCACAAAUACAAAUUGAUGGCCAAGUUGUACAAGUACAAGGCAGGCAGCAGCAGGGCAAGAGUCCACAAAAAAGAUAUGGAGGCACAGUUAUUGAGCAUGCUGGUAGUCAAAUACUUGCCAUUCAUCUAG